AUGACCAAGCCACUUUUGUAUGGUUUGGCAUUGUUGCUAUGUCUACCCAGUUUCGAGUGUGGCUAUUUAGUAUUGGCACCAAAGAGUUUCCGAGCUGGUGAAGAUUAUAAGGUAUCUGUUGGAGUGGAAGGUAUGAAUAAUAUUGUACAAUUAACUGGUGAAUUAAAGAGUAUUAAACCACAAACCAAUACCAGAAUUACUGCUACUGGAAACGUGAAUAAUGGUGAUACAACACUGUUGAACUUUCAGGUUGGUGGUAGUGAUAUAAGAAAAGAUGAAUGUAUUUGUAUAUUGUAUUUUUCUAUAUGUAUGUUGGUGGUUGGUGGUAGUGAUAUAAUACAAGAUGAAUGUAUUUGUAUAUUGUAUAUUUCUAUAUGUAUGUUGGUGGUUGGUGCUAGUGUUGAUGAUGGUAUGUAUAAUUUAACUAUAAGUGGUACUGAUGGUGGUAACUCUUUUGUCAAUACAACUACAGUAGAAAGAGUGAGAAAUGAUGUGUUGGUACUUAUACAGACUGAUAAAGCUAUUUACAAACCAAACCAAGUCAUUAAGAUCAGGACAUUUGCUAUAGACAGUAAUUAUAAUGUGGUUAAAAGACCUAUUACUAUCUCUAUCAUGGACAAGAAUCAGAAUAAACUUGCAGAAUUCAAGAAUAAGCAAUCAGCAUCAGGUGUUAUUGGAGUUGAGUUUCCUUUAUCUGAUGAACCACCAUUAGGUGAUUGGUCUGUACAAGCUUCAACAGAGGGAGGUAGUGAAAUGAAGACAGUCAAAAUAGAUGAAUAUGUAUUACCUAAGUUUGAAGUAAAUACUGAAAUCACCCCUGGCUAUGUUCUAUAUGGUAAACAAAAUCAAGUAACUGUUAAAAUCAGUGCUAAAUAUACCUAUGGUAAAGAUGUAAACGCCAUGGCUAAAGUGUUACUUAAAGGUGAUAGUAUGACAAGUGAAAAAACUGUUAAUUUUAAAGGCUCUGUAGAUGUACCAUUUACUGUAGAAGAAAUGUUGGGUAGUGAUAUGGUAAAUGAUUUAAUGUUUGGAAGAUACUAUUGGACUGAGAAGAAUAUAGAUGUUACUGUAAAUGUAACGGAUGUCACCUCCAGAUUUUCUAUAUUGGAUGAUUCUUCUGUUAAAUUCUACUCUUAUCCUCAGAAAAUUCAUCUUGAGCCUAUGAACUCAAUGAAUAUUUAUCAUCCUGGUUUACCAGUUAAAUUUCGGGUAAAAGUUACAGAUCCUGUAGGUGAACCAUUAUCUGAGUACGGAAUGACUGUCAAAGUAUCCCAGGGUUAUUCUGGUAAAAAUGUUCAGUAUGUUACUAUUAAUUCUGCCCAGUGGUAUGAAGUAUCUUUUACUACUGAAGACCAAGAUGCCAGUUCUAACCUAUAUAUUCAGGCUGAGAUAAACGGUACAGAUAAAAAAGUUGCUAAUCAAGCCUCAGUUUCAUUAAAUGCUUAUAGCACAGAGGGUAAAACAGUUAUACAACUCACUAACUUAGACGGCUUUACAACAGAGAAAUUAGAUUUAGACAAAGAUCAAAAUAUUGAUGUAAAAGUUAAGGCAACUGGUUCUCUAUCAUUGAUGUCCUAUGUAGUAUUAUCAAAAGGGAAAAUAACAGCCAAAGGAUCACUAGAUUUUUCCAGUAACCUAGAACAAACGAUAAGAUUAACAGUGACAAGUGAUAUGUCUCCUAUGGCUAAUUUAUUAGUUUAUGGUGUUACUAAUGGUAAAGUUAAAGAAGUCAUUGUUGAUGUUUAUGAAAUUAUGAUUGAUAAUGGCAUGAAGAAUAAGGUGUCUGCACAAUUCUCAGCUCCUGAAUUGCGUGCUAACAGUAAGGUGGAUCUAACAGUGAACUCUGACCCUCAGUCAGAUGUAUUUGUAUUGGCUGUUGAUAAAAGUGUUAUGUUAUUAGCUACUGGUAAUGAUAUCACAAAGGAGUCACUUAUGGAUAAUUUUAAAAUGUUUACUGGAGAAAAGAAAGAAAAUGAUAGGCCUGGUUUUGGAGAAAUUAUGUUCCGUAAAAAACGAUCUAUUAUUGGAGGUUACGGUCAGACAAAUGCUGAUCAAAUAUUAAAAGCUUCAGAACUGUUAUAUUUAACAAAUUUUGACAUGAAAAAGAACACAUUUGAUGUGUUUCCCAUACUGCAGAGAGCAGAAUGUGCCAAUUGUGGGAUGGCAUUUGCUGCUGCCCCUGAUGCAGGUGUUGGUUUUAUGGCUGAUGUUGAUUUUAACAUUGGUCCGUCCUUCCACAAUUGCUCAUAA
Lottia gigantea (owl limpet) is the source of this 2250-nucleotide messenger RNA. RefSeq lists its product as hypothetical. Lineage: Eukaryota; Metazoa; Mollusca; Gastropoda; Lottiidae. The record is from RefSeq and is a predicted model, not a curated record. Gene Ontology annotation, molecular function: endopeptidase inhibitor activity. Bases 1 to 2250 code for a protein of 749 amino acids. The transcript has 21 exons.